Molecule: messenger RNA, 1047 nt
Organism: Sugiyamaella lignohabitans
Lineage: Eukaryota; Fungi; Ascomycota; Dipodascomycetes; Dipodascales; Trichomonascaceae
Exons: 1
Coding region: 1-1047 (348 amino acids)
Biological process (GO): endoplasmic reticulum calcium ion homeostasis
Cellular component (GO): endoplasmic reticulum
Molecular function (GO): calcium ion binding
Source: RefSeq, a predicted model, not a curated record
AUGGGUCCUUUGCAAAGAGCCAGGGUGUAUGAUUGGAGCAAGGAGUUUUUGAUUGUUCUUUCCAUCAUGGGAUAUGUGGUUCUGCAUUUCCUGGGACUUCGUGUCAAUCAGGGUAAAGUGUCGAGUUGGAUCAAGGCCCAUCUUGACGUUCUGCAGACCCAAUUCUACCAGGUGGGUCCUAAACCCAACAUCACGUCGACCAAGUCUAUUGACUAUAUCGUCACUGAUGGAGCUACUGCUUAUAACACCUAUGCCACAGGUCGUGUCAAUGUAUCUCAUGUUCUUGCCAAGUUCCGUUUAUUGGGACGUCAGAAUUUCAUCACUUUGUCUAUGGAAUACUUCACCUCGAUCUUUUUACAGGGAUUCAACCCUCGUGACCAGAUCGAUGUUGUCAUUACUCCUUCCGACCCUGCUGCUAUUGAUCCUUUUGUGUUUGCUGUUGUUAAUAAGGAAAACAUGAGCCGAUCCAGAGACCAGAACUACUUUUUGUCGAUUACUCGUACUGUUGAUUCUGACAAGCUUCCUCCUAGUUUCACUUUUAUGACUGAGAGUGCCGAGGUCACUGAUACUGUUGUUGAGCUUGCCAAGGAGUUUUUCCAAGCUCUUGAGACCCCUGGUGUCGAGAAAGUGCUUGAAUACUUUGCCAUUACCGACCAACAACCUACUGCUCCUCUUUCAUUGAAGGAUCUCGAGCCCAAGACUAAACUCUACCUUUCACUCAAAUUCCCCUCUAACAAGGAACAAUCCGAGCUUUCGGCCCGUAUUCUGAACUCUGCCAUCAACCUUGUGGACAUUCUUGUUGCCAAGAAGACCUGGAGACCUGAGGUCGCUAAGAAGAUCAAGGCCACUCGUGACGCCGAGAUCAAGAAGGUACAAAAGGCACUUGACCUCAUUAAGGCCGAGGAACUUGCUCAAAAGAAGACCGAGGCCCUGCGUGAAAAGAAGGCCGCUCUUGCCAAACUCAGUCCCGAGGAGCAGAAGAAGCUCGACCAGAAGUCGAAAGAGAAGGAGCAACGCAAGCUCCGCAGCAAGCAAAUCAGACGCUAG